UUUAGAAAUAGCAGCUGUGGCAGAGGUUUCAUUUGAUACACUUUUACCACCACGUUUUGUUGUCUGUCGGCUCAAUAGGCGUCUCGAAACUGUCAGCCGAGUCAAAGUAAACUACUCUGUGCCUCGGGUUGGACAGAUAGCAUACAGGCCUGCUGAGUGCUGACGUGUAGCCGUAUGUAGCCUAUGAACAUGAGCUGUCAAACCGCAAGAUAGCUGUACCAGAUAACUUCUUUGUGUUAACAGUGGUGUCUAAGUUCCUCCUCUGUGCUCAGAGACGCCAGCAUGGCAGUGCAAGGUGUUUUCCACUGGAUGCAAGCCUGCGUGGUCCUGCUGCUCUGCUUAUCCAUAGCCCUGCCUGCUGCCUCACAGUCGAUCAGAAAUUACUAUGAUACUCUCAAUGUUGAGCCAGCAGCAACUGACAGCCAGGUAAAGAAGGCUUUCCGCAAACUGGCCGUAAAAUACCACCCAGAUAAGAACAAAAGCGCCGAUGCAGAGAAGACUUUCAGAGAGAUAGCUGAAGCCUACACCGUGCUCUCCAACAAGGAGAAGAGGAGGCUGUAUGACAGUGUGGGCCAUGAGGCUUUCCUAAAAAAUGAGGCUCCUGUUGACCCUGAGGAUGAACAUGAUGAGACAAGCUUCCACUUCGGUUUUGAAGACCUCUUCCAUGACUUCGAUGAUAGUCCCUUUGUGGAGGAGUCAUACUUCCACUGGAGCUUUCAUCAGGAUGGGGAGGAUGAGAAUGGGCCAUAUGAACAUUACACUUAUGAAGGGCCUGGUUUCAGCUUUUAUUUUGGCGAUGAGGAUGAAAAUGAAGAAAACCACUACUAGCUACUAAAUGUCCUCUGUAUUGUGUUAAUGUAUUGUCUUUAAAAAUAAAGUCUCCAUGUUGAAUUGUUA
This is a messenger RNA of Perca fluviatilis (European perch), 897 nucleotides long. Its product is annotated as dnaJ homolog subfamily B member 9-like. Gene Ontology annotation, molecular function: protein-folding chaperone binding; misfolded protein binding. The coding region runs from base 283 to 828 and encodes 181 amino acids. Lineage: Eukaryota; Metazoa; Chordata; Actinopteri; Perciformes; Percidae. Gene Ontology annotation, cellular component: endoplasmic reticulum. The record is from RefSeq and is a predicted model, not a curated record. The transcript has 2 exons.